This is a messenger RNA of Rangifer tarandus platyrhynchus (Svalbard reindeer), 750 nucleotides long. NCBI's taxonomy places the organism in Eukaryota, Metazoa, Chordata, Mammalia, Artiodactyla, Cervidae. The record is from the annotation of a GenBank genome assembly.
AUGGGGUCCCCUCAUUCCAUCUAUGCUCACUGGCCUUUCAGCAAGCGAAGGAAAGCAGAUGACACUGAGGAUUCUCUGGCCGAACGGGAGCAGCAGGAGGCCAUUGCUCAGUUCCCCUAUGUGGAGUUCACCGGGCGAGAUAGCAUUACCUGUCUCACGUGUCAGGGGACAGGCUACAUUCCAGAGCAAGUUAAUGAGUUGGUGGCUUUGAUCCCUCACAGCGAUCAGCGGUUGCGUCCUCAGAGAACUAAGCAGUAUGUCCUCCUGUCUAUCCUGCUCUGCCUCCUGGCGUCCGGUUUGGUGGUCUUCUUCCUGUUUCCACAUUCAGUCCUCGUGGAUGAUGAUGGCAUCAAAGUGGUAAAAGUCACAUUUAAUGAGCAGAGGUCCCUUGUCAUCCUCGCUAUCACGGCCACCCUGAAAAUUAGAAACUCCAACUUCUACUCCGUGGCAGUGACCAGCCUGUCCAGCGAGGUUCAGUACAUGAACACCGUGGUUGGAUCGUACAUGACAACUAACAUCUCCCACAUUCCACCUCGGAGCGAGCACCUGGUGAAUUUUACUGCAAAGGCUGAGAUGGGAGGACCAUAUUCCUAUGUGUACUUCUUCUGCACAUUACCCUAUAUCGGAGUGCACAACAUAGUGGUCUUCAUUCGAACUUCGGUGAAGAUUUCCUACAUUGGCCACAUGACCCAGAGCUCCUUGGAGACACAUCACUAUGUGGAUUGUGGAGUAAAUUCCACAACUGUUUAG